AUGGGUGAUCAUGUCCUCUUCUUCUACGGAACCCUCAUGGCCCCUCAAGUCUUACACAAUGUCAUCCACGGCAGUUCUACGCCAGAGCCCUGGCAAAAAGCCAUGGUGAGCUUCCAGCCCGCUAUUCUACAUGGGUAUCGGCGCCACCGCGUACAAGGCGCCGAUUAUCCAGGCAUUGUGGCUGUAACAGAAACAGAUGAGAAGAUUUCAGCGUCAAAUGCCAGCUCCAGUGCUAGAAUGUCAGUUCUUGGGAUUCUCGUCUCGGGACUAACGGAUGGUGAUGUCCAUCGGCUUGAUUUGUUUGAGGGUGGGGAGUAUGCGCGGGAGAAUGUGACUGUGCGGAAGUUGCGAGAUUCGCACGGAGGUUCUGGCGAAUCUGGUAUGGAGAGUCAAUGGAGCAAUGUGCUUGGUGCGGCUUGUCAGGCUGAUGGAGGGGAGGAGGUAUCGGCUGUGACUUAUGUGUGGAUUUCUGGGGUGGAUAGGCUUGAAGAGGCGGAGUGGGACUUUGAGUCUUUUAAAAAAGAUAAGUUGCAAUGGUGGGCAGGGGCGAAAGAGAGUGAGUGGUGA
Messenger RNA from Penicillium soppii, 567 nucleotides. RefSeq names its product gamma-glutamylcyclotransferase family protein. The transcript has 2 exons. The record is from RefSeq and is a predicted model, not a curated record. NCBI's taxonomy places the organism in Eukaryota, Fungi, Ascomycota, Eurotiomycetes, Eurotiales, Aspergillaceae. The coding region runs from base 1 to 567 and encodes 188 amino acids.